Messenger RNA from Gossypium raimondii (Peruvian cotton), 1186 nucleotides. Its product is annotated as heat stress transcription factor C-1. Lineage: Eukaryota; Viridiplantae; Streptophyta; Magnoliopsida; Malvales; Malvaceae. The transcript has 2 exons. The record is from RefSeq and is a predicted model, not a curated record. Gene Ontology annotation, biological process: regulation of transcription by RNA polymerase II. Gene Ontology annotation, molecular function: RNA polymerase II cis-regulatory region sequence-specific DNA binding; DNA-binding transcription factor activity. Gene Ontology annotation, cellular component: nucleus. The coding region runs from base 49 to 1032 and encodes 327 amino acids.
CCUCUCCUCACUGAAAAAAAAAAAAGCUAACAGCUUUCAUGUUUGAUUAUGGAAGCUGCUAACUGUAACGACGUCGUUCCGCCCUUCGUCGCUAAAACUUACCAGAUGGUCAACGAUCCGGCGACCGACGAUCUUAUCACCUGGGGCAAAACUAACAACAGUUUCAUAGUCAUCGACCCUUUAGAUUUCUCUCACAAGAUUUUGCCUUUUUACUUCAAACAUAGCAAUUUUACUAGCUUCAUUCGCCAGCUUAAUACUUAUGGUUUUAGGAAGGUGGAUUCAGAUAAGUGGGAAUUUGCGAAUGAAUGGUUUCUUCGAGGUCAAAAGCAUUUGUUGAAGAACGUGGUGAGGAGAAAAACCGGGGGAAAUCGAUGCGUGCGGUUGAAGAAAGGUGAGGUUUUAGAUGGCGGCAGUGACGGCGACGGUUACGACGACGGUGAAAUUGUGAUGGAGAUAGCGAGGAUGAAAGAGGAGCAGAAAUGGUUGGAAGAAGAGUUGAAAGGGAUGAACGAGCGAUUGGAGACGACGGAGCGGCGGCCAAAGCAGAUGGUGGCGUUUCUUCGCCAGGUCGUCGAGGAUCCUGGUUUCGUUUUGUGUUUGGUGCUCGAAAAGCAGCGGAGUAGGCGAAUUAUGUUGGAGAAACGGCGGUUGAAGGUGGUGCCGCCACUGGCGGUUUCGAAUAAUUCGGUGAAAUAUGAAGGUGAAGGAUGGCAUGCUGAAUUGACUUCGUCUUCGUCAUCGCCAUCGCCGUCUCCGGAAGACUCCAUGGUGGUGUUGGAGCGUAGAGAUAUUGUAGGACAAGUAAUGAACAACGGUUGCGGUACGAUAACAAGCCAAUCGCCGGUGGUGGUGCCGCCGGUGAAUGGAAACAGCACGGCGGUGUUUUCAUCGGGGAUGAGUAGUUUAGUAGGGUAUGGUGAUGGGAAUGGGCAAUUGCGUUAUUUAGGAGAUAUGGCGGAGGUGGCCGGAGGGACGAUGGAGGCGCGUGUUUCACUGCCUUAUCCAUUUUCACUAUUUGGCGGUGGCUUUUAGUUUUCCGUUUGUUUGCUUCACAUGAAAUAUCUUCUUUUUUUCUCAUUGAGUUUUUUUUUUUAAUUUUAGAUUUUUCAUUUCUUUUCCUAAUCACUGUAAUGAAUUUAGUACUAAAUUUUAUAAGAUUUAAUUUAUAUUAUUAAAUUAUUUGACA